Danaus chrysippus (African queen) is the source of this 2874-nucleotide messenger RNA. The record is from the annotation of a GenBank genome assembly. Lineage: Eukaryota; Metazoa; Arthropoda; Insecta; Lepidoptera; Nymphalidae.
AUGUUAGGUUUAGAACAGACCCUGAGCCAGUAUCACGUGUAUGUAGCUCGUCGUUGUUUGUAUACAGAGAUGUCUGAGCCGGUGGAGGUGCUGGAGGCUCGUCCCGGACCCAGCACGCCGCCCCGCGAGGACGAGCGGCCGCGGCCCAAGGACCCUCCCAUACUGUUCAAGGACAUUGAUGGCGUGGCGGAGUACGAGUCGCUGGUGAAGGGUCUGGAGGGAGUGGAGCUGACGGAGGACGAGCGGCGUAGUCUGGACGAGCUGCAGCAGUACCUGGUGGCCGGGGAGGGCUCCUGGGUGCUCGGGGAUGACUUCCUUGCCUUCGUCGGUCGCGUGUUGUCGGACUCCUCCCUCCCGUCCCCGGCCCGCGUGUCUCUGCUGCGCUGCCUGUGCUGCGCGGCGCUCCGUGAGGACGUGUCCCUGGUGCUGCACCAGGACCGUCGCCACCACUCGCUCCUCUCCUACUCGUACAACAUCGACCGCUUGCCGGUGGACGAGCAGCUGGCGCUCCUCCUGUUCAUGGUGAACCUGUUCUCGGGCCCGUCGUCGUCGGAGUGGUUGCUGUACAUCAGCGAGUGGUCGUCGGGCGGCGGGCCUCCUCUGUCCAACAUCCGCGUCACCACCAAGGUGUGUGUGCACGGCGUGCUGGCCGCCGAGCCGGCGCUGAGGGACGCGGGCACGGCGCUGCUCUACAACAUAGCCACCAAGGAGGUGUUCGACGAGGUGUGUGUGGAGCUGUGUAUGGCGGCGCUCCAGCUGUGUUCGUCAGCUCCGGCCGAGGAGCUCCUGUGGCGCGCGCUGGCCGCCCUCGCCCGCCUCGCGGAACACUCGCACGAUGUACCGCAACUCGUCGCACUCGUCGGACCUGACCCCGGCGCCUUCAGGUACACACACACACACACACACACACACACACCUUCACCACUGGUCUACUCGACUGUACCUGACGCGGCUUUCUGUGCAGGGGGACCAGUCCUCGAGUGGACGAGCAGGUGGACCUCAUCGUACAGAGGGUGGCGGCGAGGGGGUAGAGGGAGGGGCAGGGCGAGGAGGAGAGGCGACCUGUACAUAGAGGAGGGGGAGGGAGUCACAUGUAGCGGACACGAGCACAGGACGCGCGACACGCACGGAGACAUGACGAGGACUGAACACCUGGAGGAGGAGGAGCUGCAGGUGGAGGGGCGGCGCGGGGGGCGGGGCCUGGAGCAGCUGGUGCCGGCCGCGCGCUGGGCCCGGCGGUACUCGCGCACGGCGGCGGUCGCGGACCUGGUGGCGGGCCUCACGCUGGGCCUCACGCUCGUGCCUCAGUCCAUCGCGUACGCCGCGCUGGCCGACAUGCCCGUGCACUACGGACUGUACUCCGCGCUCGUGGGGUCGCUGGUGUACCCGCUGCUGGGCACGGUCCGCCAGGUGUCCAUCGGGCCCACGUCGUUGUCGUGCCUCAUGACCCUGUCCGCCACCCGCGGCCUGUGUCCGGACGCGGCCGUGCUGCUCUCCUUCCUGGCCGGCUGCGUGGUGCUCGCUAUGGGACUGCUCAGACUCGGUUUCCUGGUGGAUCUGAUCUCUCCGUCAGUAACGAGCGGCUUCACCACGGCCACGGCCAUCAUCAUCGUGUGUUCGCAGCUCAAGGGCCUACUGGGCCUGAGGUUCACGGCCGAGUCUCCCGCAGACAACCUGGCUCUCAUCCUGCAGCAGUGGAGGCUCGUGCGGGUCAACGACCUCGCGCUGGCGGCCGCCUGCUGCACCGCCCUGCUCAUACUACGAAAGCUCAAGGACCUGCCGGUGAGUCCUAAGAAGCCGAAGUUGAAGAAGGUGCUCUGGCUCGUAUCGAUCGCCCGCAACGCGCUCGUGGUGCUGGCUGCCUCCACAGUCGCCUACUACACGUACGACCAGCAGCAGCCUCUGUUCUUACUGUCAGGAAAAGUGGAGCCGGGCCUUCCGAAGCUCGGUCUGCCUCCCUUCAGUACUCGUAUCGGUAACGAGACGCUGGGCUUCGUGGAGCUGACGCGCCGCCUGGGACACCACGUGCUGCUGCUGCCCUUCAUCAUGGUCAUGGCUAACAUUGCUAUCGCCAAGGCUUUCGCGGCGGGUGCUCGUGUGGACGCCACCCAGGAGAUGUUGUCUCUAGGCGUGUGUAACCUGGUGUCGUCUCUGGUCCGCGGGCUGCCCUCGUGCGGCGCCUUCACCCGCUCGGCCGUGAGCCAGGCGUCAGGCGUGCGGACCCCGGCGGCCGGCCUGUACUCGGGAGCCGUGACGCUGCUGUCCCUGGUGUACCUGACCGAGUACUUCUCGUUCAUCCCCCGCGCCUGCCUGUCGUCCGUCCUCAUCUGCGCCGUCGUGUUCAUGAUCGACGUGUCCGCGGUGUCCCGCGCGUGGCGCUCGUGUCGCUGGGAGGCGGUGGUGGUGGUGGUGACGUGCGUGUGUUGUGUGUGGGCGGGUGUGGGCGGCGCGGUGGCGGGCGGCGCGCUGUGCUCGGCGGCCAGCCUGCUGUGGUCCGCGUGUCCGGGCCCGCUCGUGUGUCGGCGCGGCUCGUGGCUGCUGGUCCGUCCCCGCCGCUCGCUCGUGUUCGUGAACGCGGAGCGCGCGGCGGACGUGGUCCGUUCCUCGCUGUCCUCGUGUCCUCCGCUCCGCCGCGUGUUGUUCGACUGCGGCUCCCUCGUGUUACUGGACUACACCGCCCGCGGGGUCCUGGAGCGGUUAAUCUCUGAGCUGGAGUCGUCCGGGUGUGAGGUUGUGUUCUAUAACGCGAACCGUGAGGUGGAGGCGGACCUGCGACUGGUGGCGGGCCUGGACCCGAGCUGGCUGCUUGUGACGUCACCACCUCCCGAGACGAGGGACGAGGGGGGGGCGCUGCUCGGGGAGGCGGAGGUGUGA